GGUCUCGCAGUCGCGCCGCUGAUUGGCUGUUGGUGGACCUGUUCCUAGCCCGGGGGUUCUGGACUUGGGGUCGAACUUCGGGGAACUGAGUUAUGGCUUCCUUGAAACCGCUGUUGCGCGAACUGCAGGGACCUCUGCUCCCACUCAAGGACCUGGUGGAGGAGAGCGAUGACUACUUGGAGGAGGAUGAGGAGGAUGAAGAGCCGAUGUUCGUCGAUGCCGAGGAGCUCUGCAGUGGAGGCCUAAAGGCUGGCAGCCUCCCUGGGCGCCUCCGGGUUGUGAUUUUUGAUGAAAACACUCAAGAGAAGUGUGAAGUGCUUGGACGUUUUCCAUUAACGGGUCCUUGGUGGCGAGUGAAGGUACAAGUAAAGCCCGUGAGAUCAAGGAACUAUCAAGUUCAAGGAUUUCCAUCUUACUUUUUACAAUCUGAUAUGUCACCACCAGAUCAAAAACAUAUCUGUUCCCUCUUUCUUAAAGACUGUAAUGUCCCCAGUGAUCAUAUAAAUAAAUUUUUAGCGUGGGUAUCUAAAGUAUCAAGCUUUAAAGACCUCAACUUUGAAAAUCUUUGGGAAACAUUAAGAACUUUCUACAAAGAACUUGGGAGGAAUGGUCAAAAACAAUCGACACAGACUGAACAGAAAGAGUCCCAACCAGAUCAUGAGAUGUGCCUUCCUGUGGAAAACACAAUUCCAUUUAUAAAUGUAAUGACAGCGUUGCGGUUUCCAAAAAUAAUGGAAUUCCUUCCAGUUCUUCUGCCUCGACACUUUAUACAGCUAAUAAGCUCAGGUUCCAAAGAGGUGCUGGAAAAGAUAGAAGAGAUUUUAGGUGCAUGUCCGUGGAAACUUGGGUUUAGUAAAAUAACCUACAGAGAACUGAAGCUUUUGCGAUGUGAGGCGAGUUGGACAGCGUUUUGUGAGUGCAAGUCUCUUAUCCAGUUGAUGAAUGAUUUAGAGAAGAAUGCAUUAAUAAUAUAUUCUAAACUGAAACAGAUAUGUAGAGAGCAUGGGCACACGUAUGUAGAAGAAGCUGAUUUAACCUCUCAGUUGUCAGACCAAAUGUCUUUUCUUGAUGUUUGGAUGUCUCUGAAGUUUUUGAAGGAUAUCAAUGUGGUGACAUAUAAGAGGGCCUGUAUUUUUCCUUAUGACCUUUAUCAGGCUGAAAGAGACAUUGCCUCUUCAGUAGGUGACCUGAUGAUGAGGCCUCCAUGGCAUUUACACGUCGAUGUCAAAAAGGUGCUUGCGUCUAUUCAUAUCACAAAACCUGAGAAUUCAAGAAGUGAUGAUACAUUGAAUGAAAGUAAACCUGAUGAAACAAGCUUAGAAACUUCUGCGGACAUUCUGAAUGCACAGGAGAGUGGUGACCAUAUUUGGGAUACGGGUGAAAAUGAAGAUGAUGCAGAAAUAAGUGACGAUCAACUGGAUCAGGAUCAGGUGGCUGCUUUGAAAAUGAUUUGCUCCAAUGCUGUGACCGUCAUAAGUGGGAAAGGUGGUUGUGGGAAGACCACAAUUGUUAGUCAUCUUUUUAAACAUAUAGAGGUAUUGGAAGAAAGAGAAGUGAAAAAAGCUUGUGAGGACUUCGAACAAGACCAGGAUGUGCCAGAAGAAUGGAUUGCCUUUACCGAGCAAAGUCCACUGAAGGCAGACAAGGCUAUAGAAGUUUUACUUACAGCACCUACAGGGAAAGCAGCUGGCUUACUGAGACAGAAAACUGGUUUUAGUGCUUAUACGCUAUGUCAGAUCAAUUUUAGCUUCUAUUUAUGGGAUCAAAAAUCAACCAAGGACAGUCCAUGGAAGUUUUCUUCGGUGAAAGUUCUGGUUGUGGAUGAAGGGAGUUUGGUAUCUGUAGGGAUCUUCAGAUCCGUUUUAUAUUUAUUACUUGCGCAUUCCAAACUUUCUAAGCUUAUUAUCCUCGGUGAUAUUAGACAGUUACCCAGCAUUGAACCUGGUAACUUGCUGCAAGACCUUUUUGAGACUCUUAAGUCAAGAAAUUGUGCUAUUGAACUAAAGACAAAUCAUAGAGCAGAAUCUGAGCUAAUUGUGGACAAUGCUACAAGAAUCUCAAAACGCCGAUUUCCAAAAUUCGAUGCAGAGCUGAACAUUUCUGAUAAUUCAACACUCCCUGUCUCAGUACAAGAUAAAACAUUUAUUUUUGUCAGACUCCCAGAAAACGAUGCCAGUUCUCAGUCGUCGAAAAGUGAUCAUCACUCUCAUUUAUAUUCUGCUGUUACAACUUUACUUAAAGAAAACGACCUACAAUGUGCAGAAACAUCACAAUUUAUUGCGUUUAGAAGGCAAGACUGUGAUGUCAUCAACGACUGCUGUUGCAAGCACUACACAGGCCACUUAGUCAGAGACCAUAAGAAUAGACUUAUAUUUGGAGUUGGUGAUAAAAUUUGUUGUACUAAGAAUGCAUAUCUCUCGGACUUACUGCCUGAAAAUACCUCCAGCAGUCAGCAAAAUAAAGAACUAGAGGCCAGCAGUGAAGUCUGUAAUGGUACUGCUCAUGGUUUUGCUAAUAAUAAGCAUGACUUUGAAAGUGGCAUUAGACUCUGCAAUGGAGAAGUAUUUUUCAUAACACAUGAUAAAACUGAUAUAACUUCUGGAAAGAAAAGAUUUUUGACCAUUAAUAAUAGGGCUGGCCUGGAAGUAACUGUGGAUUUUAGGAAACUAAUGCAAAAUUGUCGCAUAAGACAUGCCUGGGCAAGAACUAUUCACACUUUUCAGGGGUCUGAGGAGCAGACCAUCGUCUACGUGGUUGGGAAGGCGGGCCGCCAGCACUGGCAGCACGUUUACACCGCGGUGACCAGGGGUCGUUGCAAAGUGUACGUCAUUGCAGAAGAGUCUCAGCUCCGGCGUGCAAUUUCGAGAAACAAUGUCCACAGGAAAACUCGUUUAAAGUGUUUUUUGCAAAACGAGCUCUCCACGAGCUCUGCAUCUCCAGCAGAUUUUGCAACGCCGUCAAAGAGCUCUGGAGACAGUGGAGGCCGCAGCACACAGCCGUCGUCGCCACUCCCCACGGGCACAGCUGACGUUGGGACAAACCACGCCCCUGGAGGCGGGGCCUCUGCUGCUGAUAGCAAGACAUUCGCCUUUGCUGGAGGAUGGAUAUUACCUUUAUCUGAUGAAGUGGAUACAGAUGAAGACCCGUCAAAAUCUCGAGGGUCCAAAAGAAUCUGUGGCAUGAAUGUUGAUGAAAGUCCAAGCAAAAUUCGUAUGGUGGAAGAAUCUCCACAAGUAUCUUCCAAGCUUCAGAAUCUGAAACUUAAUAGUUUAACCCCCAGGCAACUUUUCAAAUCCACAGAUAAUCAAGAAACUUAAUUUGAUUUCAGAUUGCUCAAGUAAUUGUCUCUUUUUUCCCCAUUCAACACAAAAUGAACAUCAAAGCUUCAAAGUAUCAGGAUAAAAGAGGAUGUCUGUAACUAGAAUUUUAUUUUGAGGUAUUUGUGUUAGCAGCUGUUUUAAAUUCACUUGAUCAAAGAAAAUGUUAAUGAUUUUAAUAUCUGUCACGAGAACUGGUAGCACUGGAUAUAAAUGAGAGAAAAAGAUGUUAUAUGUAUUUUAAAAAGUCUAUACUUUAAAAAGUGUUUUCUUUUUAGGAUAAUGCCUUAUUAACUUCCAUGAUCAUUGUGAGCGAUCUUUGCCAACGAGAUGAAGCAAUGGUAAAGAUAACCAUAGUAAUUGCAUCUCUUAUGACACCAGUUCCAGCCGGGAUGUUGUGACUUCUGCAAAGUGGUCAUCUCUCGAGGCUGCUAUUUGCUUCAUCACUGUUGCCUGGCUCCACUUCAUCUGGGUUUUUUCAUGGAAAUUCCUUUUGAGUUGGGAGCUCAUUGUUUUGGGUCCCCCCCGCCCCACCCCCCGCCAUUUAUUUAAGAUUUAAUUGACAUGUAACAUUGUGUAAGUUUAAGGUGUACAAUGUGUUGAUUUGAUAAACAUAUUGCAAUAUGAUUACCACUGUAGCAUUAGCUAAAACCUGUCAUAUCACAUAAUUCUUAUUUUUGGAGGGAGUACAUUGUUUUGAAGAUAUUCUGUUUUGGAAAAAAUUUUUCUGAUUUUAUUUUUUUUUAAGUUUUAUUUUUUUAAAAAAUGAUAAAAGAAAAAAUUAAGAGGAAAAAUUUAUCCAUUAUCCCAAUGUUUUAAAAAGUCUUAUUGAGAUAUAAUUCACAGAGAAUUCACCCAUUUGUACAAUUAAGUGGCUUUUAAUAUAUUCAUGGAAUUGUGCUACCAAAAGCACACUCAAUUUCAGAAUAUUUUUAUAUAACCCCAAAAAGAAAUCCUGUACCUCUAAGCUCUAAUCCCCUCAUCCCCUACAGCCCUGGGCAACUAC
Molecule: messenger RNA, 4323 nt
Organism: Pteropus alecto (black flying fox)
Lineage: Eukaryota; Metazoa; Chordata; Mammalia; Chiroptera; Pteropodidae
Gene: HELB
Product: DNA helicase B
Exons: 13
Coding region: 93-3317 (1074 amino acids)
Source: RefSeq, a predicted model, not a curated record